ACACUAAAUAUUUCACUUCACUCUUUUUGCUUGCAUGGUUUCUGAAGAGAAAGUUUGAUCUAAUUCUUUAUUUCUCUGUGGAUAAGAUGUUUUCUGUGUGUGUUGAUUUUUUUCUUUACCUCUUGCUUCUUUCGAGAUAUCUUAUUGGUCUUAAAGUUAAUAAGGAAAAAACUAAAGUUUUGCUUUUGAUUUAGUUUUCUCUUUGUCUUAUUUUCUGCAGCUUCACUAUCAUUUGCCUAUGUAAAUAUUUUGGUAUUUAUCUUGCUUGGUGUUCUCUGAACUUCCAGGUUUGGUGUUUCUUACUAAAGACAUUCUUUCCUGUUACAGUGUUAUUGAUUUGUACACUCCCCUUCCUCGCCUCCCCUCUUCACUGUUUUUUCCUUCUCUUUACUCUUCCUUUCUUUCCACAGGAUCUCACUCUGUCACCCUGGCUGGAGUGCAGUAGUGGCGUGAUCAUAACUCGCUGCAGUCUUGAACUCCUAGGCUCAAGUGAUUCUCCCUCCUCAGCUUCUCAAGUAGCCAGGACUACAGGUGUGUGCCACCAUGCCUGGCGAUUAAAAAAAAAAUCGUAGAAACAGGGUCUCCAAUGUUGCCCAGGCCGGUCUUAGAAAAAAGGACUUAGCUGGGCAUGGUGGUGGCAUGCACCUGUAGUCCUACCUGCUUGGGAAGCUGUGGCAGGAAGAUUGUUUGUGCCUAGGAGUUCAAGGCUACAGUGCGCUGUGAAUCACCACUGUACUCCAGACUGGGUAACAGUGAGACCCUGUCUCAAAACAUAUAUAUAAAAAAAAAUUCCUGGUGAUAAUUUGAUAAUUCCUGGUAAAAAUUUCUGCCACAUCCGAGUCUGUUUCCGAGGCUUGCUUUGUUUCUUCAGAUUGUAUUUUUUGCCUUUAUAGUGCCUCAUAAUUUUUUUUCAUAGCCAGACAGAAUGUAUCAGGUAAAAGGAACUGAGGUAAAUAGGCCUUUAGUGUGAGGUUUUAUGUUUAUCUGUUUAGAAGUCAGGCUGUGUUUAGUGUUUGUUCUGGCUGUGGUAUCGGAGGCAAAUGUUACGGGAUCUUUAAGGUGUUGCUUUUCUGUCUAGAAACCUCUGUGGCCAGUGGCGCCUUUGCCCGAGUUCUUGUCCUGUGUCCAGGAAGAAUUAUGUAUGCAGACAAGUGGAGGGUGAGCAAGACAAAGAGAAGCUUUACUGAGUGUUAGAACAGCUCAGAGGAGAGCUGCAGAGGGCAGCCCCUCUCUAUAGGCAGGUUGUCUCAUCCAGUGUUCAGCUCUCAGCAGAGAGGAGGCCCUGGAGUGAGUGGCUCCUCUCUGCAGGCAGGUCCCCAUUGACUUCCCAGCUCUCAGCAGAGACGAUAGCUCCUCUCUGCAGCUAGUCAUCUGGCUGUCUCUCUGGCCUCUGCCCUGCUCUGGCUGAUCUCGGGGCUUUUAUGGACCUCAGUGGGGAGGAAGUGUGUCAAUUGGUACAUCGGUGGCCAUGGGUGGGCUGGAAAAGGCACCACAAGCCCCCACUGCAGUCUGCGGGACUGGCAGCCCGGUCCCCAACGUUCAGGCCCUCCCUGGCCUGAAGGUGGGGUCUAUCUGGGGACGUGCCCCCUUCCACCCAGGAGCCUGUCUGCUUCCUGCCACUUUCCAUGGCUCCCAGGCUGCUUGUGCCAAGGGGCACCUGCCUGCCAGCAUGGAGCAGCUCUCCACCUCAGCUUCCUCAGAGGGGGCCUAGGCGGCAGGGCCUGAGCAUGCGCAUAUCCUGUUGGGCUGUGAUGAUAUCCAGGCUUGGCUCCAACCCCACUCUGAGAACCUGCCACAUUGGAGCCGGUGCGGGAAGUGGCAGCGGGAACAGGCAUUUCCGAGCCUGCAAAGGCAAGGGGGGCCUUCCUGAGCCCCCAAGAGCACACGGAGGCCUGGGUCCACAACCCUGACUUGGGUAGCUGCAGCUGUAUGGGGUUGGGGGACAGGGCUCCUGCCUGUUUCCAGUCCCCAAGAGCACAUGGAGGCCUGGGUCUACCACCCAGGCUUGGGUGGCUUGGGCUGCUGCCUGCUCCUGGCUCCCACUGGCACUGUGGAGCAUGCAGCCCUGGCUCCGCCCCCUUUCAGCCUGAGACAGGGGCUCCAGAUCCUUGCUGGACCUGGGCUGGGAUCCGGGGCAGGGGUGACAUCGCCGGGAGCUACCCCAGUUGCCCUGGCGCUUCAGUGGCCCAGGCAGAGCAGAUAACUGUCCGGCCUGGCUGUUGGGAGUGGCAGGCUCAGCAGUCGCCUGAUGUGGGGUGGACCCUGGGGAUGUAGCCCCGGGCAGCCCUGCACAGAGCCUCCUCCUGAGGCCCAGGAACCUGGCACCCUCAGUGGGGUGGGCGCAGUGGCUGUGUCACUGGCUGGUCCCUGAAGUGGGCACCGCUCCCACUUCCUGCCUCAGGCCCCUGAAGCUCAGCCUCAGCUCUGCAUCGGUCUGCUCUCUGCUUGACUGUGCUGCACAGAGGGCGGCGGGCUGUUGAGGGAGGGGGUCUGUCCGCCUCUCCCUGUGCCGUCCAUGUACCAGAAAGCCACCGCCAUCACUAUUAGAGGCUAAAAUUUCUUCUACUGUCCUUGCUUUUAUCUGCCCUGUUGUCUUUGGGUUUUUGUAAAGAAUCCUUAAAUGGGGUCUGAGGCUUGCAGGUUUUUAAGUUGUAAUCCUGUGUUGUACAAGAGCUGUACUGAUGUGGUGGUAAGGGUAGAGGGAUGAGGGGGAAAGUUCUAUAGUCCUGUAAUUAGAUCUCAGGACUAUAGAACUUUCCCCCUCAUCCCUCUGCCCUCUACCAACUGUGAGCCUGAGUUGAGUAACUGUCUCUUUUUCUCGGUCAAAGGAUAGAUGGGGCUGGAGUUGGGUAUUUCCCUUCCCUCCGGUUGGUUAGGCACUGUAAAACCGUAGUAGGUUAGGCAAUCUAAAAGCCAGUUGGUUAGGUUCUGGUAAAAUAGUUUCCUUUUCUGGAAUACCUUUUAAGAGAAAUAAAGUUCCUGGCGUAUUUCAAAAUGGUUUUUCUUCUUCCCCUGCUGCAAGCAGGAGGGGUUUUUUUUCAGAUCUUUACCAUGAGAACCUGGUAGGGCUCCUGGAGGUAAAACUCAGGAAAGUAUGGGGACCCCUGUAAGACUGGUCCCCUUACAGUUUUUAACUCUCAAGCUAGUCCACAAUUACUGUUUCAAGUGUUCCUACUGAUGCUGGCUUCAGUUGAGAGCUUGUAUUCCUGGACUUCUGCUUCCUGCACACUGUGAUUCUCUAUCUGCCUGUCUUGUCUCUCCAGGUUUUAGAGCAGCAGUUUGCCCUCUGACCUCAAUUCUCUGAUGGCUCUAAGAAGAGUUGGAUUAUCAGUUUUUUUUUUUUUACCCCCAGCUUUUUUUCUUGUCGUGAGGUUGGGAGUGAUGAAUUACAAGCUCUUUACAACUGUACUUAAGGUUAUUUUUUGACCAUUUUUGAUGCUUUUGUAACUAGUCAAAAGACUUAUUACAGUAUCCUUUAUCUCAUUUGGCAGUAUUGUUCAUUAAGAAUUUUAUCUCUUUCUGACAUCAGGUCUGCACAUUUUGGGGAUAAUAUAUUCUAAUUUGCAAGAAAGAUUAAAAAACUUCUCCAGAGGGAAGUUGAUCAUAGGACUGAUUCUUAUUAUUGAUGAAUUGACUGCCUUGUCUUGUUUUGUGUUGCUAUGUAGGAAUACCUGAGGCUAGGUAAUUUAUAAAGAGUUUGAUUUACCGCACAGUUCUGCAGGCUGUACAAGAAGUAUGGCACCAGGAUCGGCUUGUAGUGAGGGCCUUAGGCUACUUCCACUGAUAGCAGAAGGCAAAGAGGUGCCAGCUUGUGCACAAAAUGAGAGAGGAGAAAAGGGUGGGAGGAGGGGCCCUGGCUCUUUUUAACAACCAGCUCUUGGGGGAACAAAUAGAGUGAGACCUCAAGCAUGCCUGAGGAAGAGCAUUAAUUUAUUCUUGAGGGUUCUGACCCCUCCCCACCAUGCCCAACAACAUCUCCCAUUAGGCCCCACCCCCAACAUUGAGAUCAAAUUUCAACAGGAGGGACAAUCAUCUAAGUGAUAGCAUAGACUCAGGCUAUUUACUAUUCUGUUUUCAAGUAUAGAUUGAGGGCAACAGCAGCCUUUGUUUUCUAUGUUGAUGGCCAAAGGUUUAUUUUUAUAUUCUUAUACUGUAAAAAAAAAAACAACUUUAUUUUUAUAGCCUUUUUGGGUGUAGGGUCAUGUCAGGCUUUACUAAUUGCACUUCUGAUAAGUAUACUGAUGAUGCUGAGGAUGGUUAUUAAAGCCCUAUGCUGAUACUUUGGAUUUAUGGAACCAAUUAAUUUGAUGACUCAUUUACAUUGAAUUUCUUAAUUAGUAGAUUGCCCACUAAUUAUUUUUAUGAGCACAGAAUAAGGUAAUGUUUAUUCUUAUUUUUUUUGUGAUAUGGUAAAAAACUUAGUUCAUAUAAUGAAUUUAGUGCUCAAAUAUCUUAGUAGAAAUUGAAGUAGAAAAAGACAUUGUUGUAAAUUAAAUGUAAGAUAUAAUUUUAUUUUCUUUAGAAAACUUUACAUUGAAAAGAUCACAUUAUAGAUAAUUUAGACAACUUAUUUAUAACUUUUAUUUAUUAUUAUUAUUGAAUGUAAAAGAAUUACAUGCAGUCCCAUGAUCUUAACAUAACUGUGGUUACCAUGUUGGUAUAUGUGCCUUUUAGUCCUUUUUCAUACACAAUUUUUUUUACAAAGUUAUAAUAAUAAUUUCUUUUCAAAUUUGUGCCUUAUUUCAGUUAACAGUGUAAAUGUUUCCCAUUUCUAACAAUGUUUUCUCAUUGAGUGAGGUACUGUUAGGUUGGUCAGACUGAUAGUUUAUUGUACGUAUUGCUGUAAUAUCUUUGUACAUUUAGCUUUUCCAUGUUUGUACCAUAUCUUUGGGUUUUCAGAAGUCUGUCUCUCUCUCUGUUUCUCUUUUUGUCUGUCUUUUCUAUCUCUCACCUUCAUUUGGGGAGCAUUUUGUGUUCUCUUUCACAGGACUAAUUAAGUUUUAUUGGAUCUUGAAAAACGGGAUUAGAAAUUUUUUCUUACUUAUAUAAUUAGAAAACAAUGCUUUUGGACUUACAUUGCCACGGCAGUUUACACAGUUUUAUUCCCAAAAAUUGUAGUUUUGUGACUAGGUGAUAAAAAUGAUCUCCUAUAUGUGCCAAACUUGGUAUUCUAGACACUCAUACUUAGGAUGUAAAUUGACUGUAGUCCAAUAAUUUAAUAUGUUGUGUUUAAUUCUUGUAAUAUUUUACUCACAAAUUGAACUUUUCCUUACCAAUUUAAUGUUUGUAGGCUUAAUUUGGCAUCUUUGUCAGGAUUAUUAGACUUCUCUGCAUUCUUCUGACUUCUCCCUAAACUAAUGUUUAGAACUGAAUUGGGUCCAGCAAUUUAAGUGGAAAAUCAGUAUGACUAGAGACUUCUAGAAACUUCUGGUGUCACUGAGAUGGUGAAUUUGAUGAUUCUGACCCUACUUGCUCAUCUGUAAAAGCUAUUAGAGGAUUGUUUUAAGCAUUUCUAUUCUAUACAGGUAUAUGUACACCAUGUAAUACCACUCAGCCAUAAAGAAGAAUGAAAUAACAUUUUUGCAGCAAUUUGGGUGGAGCUGUAGGCCAUUAUUCUAAGUGAAGUAACUCAGGAAUACAAAACUGAAUACCAUAUGUUCUCACAAGCGGGAGCUAAGUCAUGGGUACGCAAAGGCAUACAGAAUAGUAAAAUAGACUUUGGAGACUGAGACGCGGGGAGAAUAGGAAGAAGAUAAGGGAUAAAAAACGAUAUAUUGGGUACAAUGUAUGCUACUUUGGUGAUGGGUGUAGUAAAAUCUCAGACUUCACCACUAUACAUUUCAUCCAUGUAACCCAAAACCACUUGUACUCCAAAAGCUAUUGAAAUAAAAAAGAUAUUUAAAAAAAAAGAGGCCAGGCAGGUUGGUUCACGCCUGUAAUCCCAGCACUUUGGGAGGCUGAGGCGGGCGGAUCACUUGAGGUCAGGAGUUCGGGACCAGCCUGACCAACAUGGUGAAAACCUGUCUCUACUGAAAAAAAAAAAAAAAAGCCAGGCGUGCUGGCUCCCACCUGUAAUCCCAGCUACUCAUGGGGCUGGGCGAAUCGCUUGAACCUGGGAGGCAGAGGUUGCAGUGAGCCGAGAUUGUGCCACUGCACUCUAAGAGCAAAACUCUGUCUCAAAAAUAAAUAAAUAAAUAAAAAAUUAAAAAAGAUCUUCUGUUGUACCUAAUCUUCUAGCCUUAUUAUUUCUUAGAGAUUUUAUAAAUCCAUGUGGCUUUUUUACUCUUGUCAUCUUCAAGUUAUUUGCCAAGAUUGAAAAAUAACCAUCUUUCUCCUAAUACCUUGGUGAGCCUGAGAGAAGAAAAUACUACACAGUUCAUUUUAUUGUAAAAGUAGUGAAAUUUCUCAACUGAUAUUCAUCCUUCAUUUUUGUGGAUUUGUUCAGGGAAGAUAAGAUUUAUUGUUUAUUUUUAUUUUGCUGUAUUGCCAGGCUGGUCUGGAACUUCUGAGCUCAAGCAGUCCUCCUGCCUCGGCCUUCCAAAGUGUUGGGAUUAUAGGUGUGAGCCACCGCACCUGGCUGGAAGACAGGAUUUUUUUGGGAAAGUAAAUAUCACUUGAGAAUAUCUACUAGUAUGGAAUCUAAAGUUAUGCAUACAAGGAUGAUCUCAUAUUUCUUUGUAUCUUGUUCCCAGUCUUUCCCCCAAUCUUGUCUCGCUUUUUCCUCAACAAGCGUAGUUAACAACUACUAUGAAUUUGGAAUACAAAAUGAUAACGACCCUGCCUUUAGGAAACUGACAAUUUAGAAGGUCAACUAGAAAUAUAAGUUAAUAAUUACAGUACAGGAAGUCCCCUGAUUUCCUCUAUAAUAACAUGUCUCCCAAAAUGUGAUUGAAAAUAAAAAUUCCACAUGUCAUAGGCGUAGGAGGUAUUUGGGUGUUUGUAUGGAGAGUCAUUUCACAGAGCUAAAAUUUAUUAUUAUAAAAUACUCAAUUCUAGUUCCUGGGCAUGUUAUCUCCUUUGGAAUUAGAAAUCUUAGUUGCUGCAUAACAUUAAAAGUGUCAGGAUGAUGCCUGUAAUCCCAGCACUUUUGAAGGUAGAGGCAGAGCAUUGCUUGAGGCCAGGAUUUUGAGACCAGCCUGGGCAACAUAGUGAGACCCUGUCUCUACCAAAAAAUUUAAAAAAAUUAGCCAAGCAUGGUGGUGUGUGCAUGUAGUCCUAGGUACUUAGGAGGCUGAGGCAGAGGAUCGCUUGAGCUCAGGUAUUUGAGGCUGCAGUGAGGCUGCAGUGAGGCUGAGCUCUACCAUAUAGAGCUCAGGCUCUAUAUGGUAGAGCCACUGCAAUCCAGCCUCCGCAACAGAGUGAGACCUUGUCUUGGGGGGCAAAAAGUGUAAGGAUGGGAUUUCUAGGCAUAUUUGGGGCUGAGGAAAUCAGUCUUGGGCCCAACCUCCUUGUAGGGGGUGAGGUGGCAACCUCUGGAAUUUGAGGCCUGCUACUGGGAUUGUAGGUAUAGGAAGUUGAGAGGGAAAGGGUCUUUCUCACCCUGCUGUGGUAGUAAGAGCUUGGUGCUUAAUGGGUGCCUUUUAGUUGUUUGAUCACCUAGGAUUUCUGCUUAGAACCCAGCAAUACUUGUAGGCCUGCACAGUCCCAAGAGAGAAAUCAGAGACUUGGUGAUAAGUCAAGGGUAAGAGAUGAGAUAAGAGAGCACCUACACUAUAGGAUAUUAGAACUACAACUCCAAUUACUCCUUCACUCUCAUCUUUUUCCCUCUCCCAGCUGCCAAGUAUAUGUGACUAGUGGUUUGUCCAGAGCAGGACUGGAGGAUGGGGUAGGAAGAAUUAUUAUUUUUUCAUCAUAGAUCAGGAUAGUGUCAUGUCCCCCUAAACUUCAGGGAGGCCUGGCUUCAUACCUCUUCUUCCAAUUUCCUAGCAUUGUGCAAUGACAAAGCUUCAUGCAGUAACUCAAAAUCAUUGUUAAUAAGGUGAUAUCUAAAAGAUUGAAUUUGAUGUUCUGAAGUUAGUGUGAGGAUGUCAGUCUGUUAAUGUGUGAAAUGUUUUGAGCUGUGUGAAACUCAAUUUUGCUUAGUGUGUUAAGUACAACUGAAGUAGGUGUAAAAGUCAGUAGUAGCACACAGAAAGGAGUAAUGAAUUGUGUCUAGAGGGUCAGGAAAGGUCUCACAAAGGAGAGGAUCCUUGAAUUCUUUGUUCAAGUGGUAGAGUUAAAGAAGUAGAUUUUUUUUUUUUUUUUUUUUUUUUUUUUUUUUUUGGCGACAGGGUUUUGCUGUAGGUCUCCCAGGCUGGAGUACAGUGGCGCUAUCAUAGCUCACUGCAAUCUCUAAACUUCUGGGCUCAAGCAUAGAAAUAGAUCUGAUAGUGGAAGUCUCUGCCCAGUAAUACUGAGAUCUUGGAACCUUACUCAUUUCAGAAAUGGCUCUGGUCUGAAUACAUUAUAUGGGACUAAGCUCUUCUAAAUAUCUUUAUCCCUUAAUUCUUUAUGCAUAAACUUCAGCAACUUCUAAGCUACCAUUAGGAAAUUUUCACUGUAAAUUAUAUACUGGAUGAUUGAAUUUUUAGAAUUAGAUUUAUUCCAAAUGUAAGUCAACCUAAAUGUAAAGUUUUUCUCUACUUAAAUAUAAGCUUUUUUGGCACUCUUGAAGAUUCUGAGUAUUUCUGUGGACAGUUAUGGCCAUCAGGGUGUUUGUUUGAAUUCUGGAAUUGCCCUAGAGAGCACAUAAGCUGUGGAGUAAAGCAGGUGUGUGGUCUGACUCCUGACUUGGUCACUUAAGAUCUGUGCAACCUUGAAUAGUAACUUCGAUGCUAAUUUUCCACAUCUGUAAAAUAUGGAUAAAAAAUGCAGAGUCUUUAGCACAGUUCCUGGCAUGAAGUAAUGGCUCAAUAAAUGUUAAUUAUUACUAUUGUUAACUAAAUAAGAGUUCCCUAGGUCUCUGACUUCAAACAUAUAGUUGUUGGAGACUAUGAAUACCUUGGGGCCACCUUGAGCUAAGACUAGAUGCUCAGGAGCACCUUUUUGAUUAGUCAUUUAUUCAUUGAGCAUAUAUUUUUGCAUUGUUUAAACUUUAGCAAAAUACCUAAGUCAGUCAAUUCUAUUUUUAUACAGAUAUUUCUAUAUAGAGGAGAUUUCCUAUAGGAUGACCUGUUCUGGGUGUGUCUAUCUGACCUGCAGCUAAUCAAGUGACUACAGCUUUGCUAAUUUUUUUUUUGAAAAACCCUAAUAUUGUUAAACAGUAGUACAGAGGAAAUAAGCUGUUGGUCAGCUUCUAAAUUCUGGCACGGGUUAGAUUUGCCUAAGAGCAAAUCAUAUAGCAAGAGUUGAUGAGAGAACUUUUCUCAUAUCUUCUAGCCUGGGUAAGUUUGUCUCAUUUGGUGUCAAGUCAGAGGAAUCUGAACUAUAGAACCAAAUUGUAGGGAAAGAUGACUAAGGGUUUGUGAUGUCUUUUUUUUUUUUUACCCCCCUCAAAGGAGUUCUAGGUGUAAAAAGCAUCAUGGUUUAAACGUUACGAGGCAUCAGUGAAGGCAGCAGAAAAGUCAGAAACUAAUAUAGCCAAGUCUAGAUUGUAUCUGUUAUAAACUCUUUAAUCAGAAGAUUCUAGCUUCUAGAACCAGGUCUGUAAAAUGUUGAGAGCCCUCUAAGUAAACUCCAUUAUAGUCAUUUAAUUGAUUUUUCUUUGUCUUUCUUCUUGGACAUACUCUUCUUUAAAGAGAGCGUUCCCCCCUCUACCCCAGAUAGUAUCUAUCUUUGAGGUUUUGAGAACAAUAGUAUUCUUGUUCUUUAGGUUCUGAGUUGCUGACUUGAGGGAAUUUGAUACACAGGAGUCCCCAAGGCCCCCCAGUGGAUACCUGAAACCAUGGAUAGUACUGAACCCUAUAUAUACAGGUCAGGCAUCCCAAAUCUGAAAUCCAAAACGUUCCAAAAUCUGAAACCGACGUGACACUCUGAAGAAAUGCUCACUGGAGCAUUUUGGAUUUGUGGAUUUGAGAUGCUCAACUGGUAAGUAUAACACAAAUAUCCCCAAUAGGAAAAACUCCCUAUUCCCAUUAGUUUUUACUUGAUAUUCUGAAUUCUUAAGUGUGAUUUUUUUUUCUAAUUUGGGGAUAGCUCCUAUUUUUGUGAGAGAAAUUAAUGGGAAAUUUUGAGAUGGUAACUAGAAAUUGUCUUUGCAGUGUUAAAUUUUUAGUUGGGAGGCUACUAGGCUGGGUGGCUCUAGCUGUUUAAGUUCCUGUCUAAGCAAACCAAAGCCCAACUUAGAAAGUAAAAGGAAACUAGAUAUUUUGCCAACUAGAAACCACCUAAGUAAUCUCUAACUAGUGUCUUUCCACUCUGACCAAUGAGAUAUGUUUUCUUUGUCUUCCGUGUUCAGCCUAUAAAGCUUACAGCCCACACUGCUGUGAAUGAAGCUCUUCAAACCUUUUAUGGUUCAGAGUGCUGCCUAAUUGAUGAAUCAUUCUUUGCACAGAUAAACUCUUUUGUCUGUUUUUGCUUUAAACAACAAAGGAACAUAAAUUCUGUUAAUUGAUUGUAUGAAUAUAACAGUGAAAAUUCCCUGUUAGGCUUUGGUUAUCAGUAUUUUAGGAAUACUUUUUAAAACAUCCCCUUUAGCUUUUAAUGUGUUUUGGUUAGACAAGAUGAUGUAUGUGUCAGUAUAAUGCCAGGCUCACAAAAGUUGCUAACUAAAUGUUAGUUCCUUCAAUACAUACAUUCAUUCCCUGGGACAUGGUUCCAAAAGUAGAUUAUCAUAAGAAUUCUGUGAGAAGCUUUGAAAAAACUACAGAUGUCUAUGGCAUAUAUUAAUACAUGGCGUCUAUAUCCAUACAUGUAUGUAAAUGUAUGCAAACAAUUUAAUCUACUUUUUCCUUAACAUUAACUCCUUCAGAUAGAAUGGUUGGCCCAAAUGAUUUAAUUAUUUUUUAGGUUGUUGAUUCAUAGAAACAAAUCCCCUGCAGAAAGGUUGUACCAAUUUACACGGUUACCUUUCUUCACAUUUUCUCUAACACUGGGUAUUCUUGAGCUUUUAGUAUUUCUCAGUUGGUGGAAAGGAUCUCUUAGUUUGUUGGGAUCUCUUUGAUUAUGAGUGAGAUUCAGCAUUUUCCAUAAUUUACUGAUGUCUGCAUUUCUUCCUCCCUCCUUCCCUUUCUUCUUUCCUUUCUCCUUCUCCUACUUCCACUUUCUCCCGUCCUGUCCUCCCUUUCCCCUGCUCUCCCUCUUUCUUCCCCUUCUAUCCCCCUCCCCUCCUGUUUUUCCUUCUUUGCUUGUUUUUGAUCUCUGUUCUUCCACAUAUGAAGAUUCUAUUUUGACCAGCAAUAAGUUGAAUUAUGGGGCUAGAAGAUAAGGACUAAAAACAAGAAUUGGUGUCCAGAAAGCAUGUAGAGCGCAUGAAGUACAGGACAAUAAAGCUUCCUACACAUAUCACCAGGAGGAUCUCUUUGAAAGAUUCACUGCAGGACUACCAGAGAGAAUAAUUUGUCUGAAGCAUCAUGUGUUGAAACAACAGAAGUCUAUUCACCUGUGCACUAACUAGAAACAGAGUUACAAUGUUUUCAAUUCUUUGAGCUCCAGGACUCCAGGGAAGUGAGUUGAAAAUCUGAAAAUGCGGCCAUGGACUGGUUCCUGGCGUUGGAUUAUGCUCAUUCUUUUUGCCUGGGGGACCUUGCUGUUUUAUAUAGGUGGUCACUUGGUACGAGAUAAUGACCAUCCUGAUCACUCUAGCCGAGAACUGUCCAAGAUUCUGGCAAAGCUUGAACGCUUAAAACAACAGAAUGAAGACUUGAGGCGAAUGGCCGAAUCUCUCCGGAUACCAGAAGGCCCUAUUGAUCAGGGGCCAGCUAUAGGAAGAGUACGCGUUUUAGAAGAGCAGCUUGUUAAGGCCAAAGAACAGAUUGAAAAUUACAAGAAACAGACCAGAAAUGGUCUGGGGAAGGAUCAUGAAAUCCUGAGGAGGAGGAUUGAAAAUGGAGCUAAAGAGCUCUGGUUUUUCCUACAGAGUGAAUUGAAGAAAUUAAAGAACUUAGAAGGAAAUGAACUCCAAAGACAUGCAGAUGAAUUUCUUUUGGAUUUAGGACAUCAUGAAAGGAUUCUGAUGGCAAUUACUGUCUCAUUAGUGAACAAUAAAAGAAAAAUUGUUGUAUUAGCACAACCUACUACUGUGAAGAGGAAAAGAAUUACCCCAUACAAGUCUAUAAUGACGGAUCUAUACUACCUCAGUCAGACAGAUGGAGCAGGUGAUUGGCGGGAAAAAGAGGCCAAAGAUCUGACAGAACUGGUUCAGCGGAGAAUAACAUAUCUUCAGAAUCCCAAGGACUGCAGCAAAGCCAAAAAGCUGGUGUGUAAUAUCAACAAAGGCUGUGGCUAUGGCUGUCAGCUCCAUCAUGUGGUCUACUGCUUCAUGAUUGCAUAUGGCACCCAGCGAACACUCAUCUUGGAAUCUCAGAAUUGGCGCUAUGCUACUGGUGGAUGGGAGACUGUAUUUAGGCCUGUAAGUGAGACAUGCACAGACAGAUCUGGCAUCUCCACUGGACACUGGUCAGGUGAAGUGAAGGACAAAAAUGUUCAAGUGGUCGAGCUUCCCAUUGUAGACAGUCUUCAUCCCCGUCCUCCAUAUUUACCCUUGGCUGUACCAGAAGACCUCGCAGAUCGACUUGUACGAGUGCAUGGUGACCCUGCAGUGUGGUGGGUGUCUCAGUUUGUCAAAUACUUGAUCCGCCCACAGCCUUGGCUAGAAAAAGAAAUAGAAGAAGCCACCAAGAAGCUUGGCUUCAAACAUCCAGUUAUUGGAGUCCAUGUCAGACGCACAGACAAAGUGGGAACAGAAGCUGCCUUCCAUCCCAUUGAAGAGUACAUGGUGCAUGUUGAAGAACAUUUUCAGCUUCUUGCACGCAGAAUGCAAGUGGACAAAAAAAGAGUGUAUUUGGCCACAGAUGACCCUUCUUUAUUAAAGGAGGCAAAAACAAAGUACCCCAAUUAUGAAUUUAUUAGUGAUAACUCUAUUUCCUGGUCAGCUGGACUGCACAAUCGAUACACAGAAAAUUCACUUCGUGGAGUGAUCCUGGAUAUACAUUUUCUCUCUCAGGCAGACUUCCUAGUGUGUACUUUUUCAUCCCAGGUCUGUCGAGUUGCUUAUGAAAUUAUGCAAACACUACAUCCUGAUGCCUCUGCAAACUUCCAUUCUUUAGAUGACAUCUACUAUUUUGGGGGCCAGAAUGCCCACAAUCAAAUUGCCAUUUAUGCUCACCAACCCCGAACUGCAGAUGAAAUUCCCAUGGAACCUGGAGAUAUCAUUGGUGUGGCUGGAAAUCAUUGGGAUGGCUAUUCUAAAGGUGUCAACAGGAAAUUGGGAAGGACGGGCCUAUAUCCCUCCUACAAAGUUCGAGAGAAGAUAGAAACGGUCAAGUACCCCACAUAUCCUGAGGCUGAGAAAUAAAGCUCAGAUGGAAGAGAUAAACGACCAAACUCAGUUCGACCAAACUCAGUUCAAACCAUUUCAGCCAAACUGUAGAUGAAGAGGGCUCUGAUCUAACAAAAUAAGGUUAUAUGAGUAGAUACUCUCAGCACCAAGAGCAGCUGGGAACUGACAUAGGCUUCAAUUGGUGGAAUUCCUCUUUAACAAGGGCUGCAAUGCCCUCAUACCCAUGCACAGUACAAUAAUGUACUCACAUAUAACAUGCAAACAGGUUGUUUUCUACUUUGCCCCUUUCAGUAUGUCCCCAUAAGACAAACACUGCCAUAUUGUGUAAUUUAAGUGACACAGACAUUUUGUGUGAGACUUAAAACAUGGUGCCUAUAUCUGAGAGACCUGUGUGAACUAUUGAGAAGAUCGGAACAGCUCCUUACUCUGAGGAAGUUGAUUCUUAUUUGAUGGUGGUAUUGUGACCACUGAAUUCACUCCAGUCAACAGAUUCAGAAUGAGAAUGGACGUUUGGUUUUUUUUUGUUUUUGUUUUUGUUUUUUCCUUUAUAAGGUUGUCUGUUUUUUUUUUUUUAAAUAAUUGCAUCAGUUCAUUGACCUCAUCAUUAAUAAGUGAAGAAUACAUCAGAAAAUAAAAUAUUCACUCUCCAUUAGAAAAUUUUGUAAAACAAUGCCAUGAACAAAUUCUUUAGUACUCAAUGUUUCUGGACAUUCUCUUUGAUAACAAAAAAUAAAUUUUAAAAAGGAAUUUUGUAAAGUUUCUAGAAUUUUAUAUCAUUGGAUGAUAUGUUGAUCAGCCUUAUGUGGAAGAACUGUGAUAAAAAGAGGAGCUUUUUAGUUUUUCAGCUUAUUUACUUUGUUUUUUUUCCUGUUUCUGAUAUAGUAACUAAUUCUUAACUCAGAGACAUUGGUCCAUUUUAAUACUGAAAACCAAUUUUCAUUGGUACACAUUACAAAAUUGCUAAGAACACUGUUUGGGAGCUUUCAUUCUCAUAUUUUGGACAUUGUUUUAAUUGAGUGAAAUAAUCAUAACUCCUUGCUCCCAGAGAAGCUAUCACCUCCAUUUCUAAAACCAUUUCAGGUUUGUUUGGUAGUCUUUCUUAAUGUAUUUAUUAUCGCUUUUUGUGAGUAGGGUCCUGUUUUAUCCAGGAACCAAUUUCUGCCCUAGCCUAUCAUGCCCUGCUUUUGAGAGUACCAGGUAUCUUUGGGAUUGGGAAGCUGGCUGUUUCAGAAGUAUAUGUCUCAUAGUGUGCAGAACUUGGUGACCAAGUGAGAAGCGGGACCAAUGGGAGACUCACAAUGGACUGAGUCUUGGGAUUAUCUUUUCCAAAUUCUUCCAUGUUAGAAUCACUUCAGAAAAUAAGACUUUGAUGCUUUGUCUCUGAGCAUCAUUUUUCUCCUCAUAAAAACACUUCCUUAUUGUAUGUAGCCUGCCUCCUACAGAGGCCUGGUAGGUGUUACUGCAUUCUAAAAGAAAAAUGUCAUCUCUGUAGGAGCGACUAUCAGGCCUAGUGUGAAAUAUUAGGGAUCCUAGGCAGAAGAGCUAUUAGUCCUGGCCUUCAUAUCUUCACCAAAUGAAAAUACUGUAUAUAAAAUUUCACCACCAAACUUAACUAAAUUCUUUUUCUCAAGUCAAGCCUCCCAAAGAAAAAAGAAAUUAACUUCCUACAGUGUCAGCAAGCAAUUUUCCAUUUAGUUUUGGUACAAAUAAAAGUCAUUUGAAACAA
Homo sapiens (human) is the source of this 15143-nucleotide messenger RNA. It is a transcript of the gene FUT8, whose product is annotated as fucosyltransferase 8. Gene Ontology annotation, biological process: protein O-linked glycosylation via fucose; glycoprotein biosynthetic process; N-glycan processing. NCBI's taxonomy places the organism in Eukaryota, Metazoa, Chordata, Mammalia, Primates, Hominidae. The record is from RefSeq and is a predicted model, not a curated record. The transcript has 11 exons. The coding region runs from base 11603 to 13432 and encodes 609 amino acids. Gene Ontology annotation, cellular component: membrane; Golgi cisterna membrane. Gene Ontology annotation, molecular function: alpha-(1->6)-fucosyltransferase activity; glycoprotein 6-alpha-L-fucosyltransferase activity.